Molecule: messenger RNA, 1630 nt
Organism: Lactuca sativa (garden lettuce)
Lineage: Eukaryota; Viridiplantae; Streptophyta; Magnoliopsida; Asterales; Asteraceae
Gene: ORC4
Product: origin recognition complex subunit 4
Biological process (GO): DNA replication; DNA replication initiation
Cellular component (GO): nuclear origin of replication recognition complex; nucleus
Molecular function (GO): ATP hydrolysis activity; ATP binding; DNA replication origin binding
Source: RefSeq, a predicted model, not a curated record
AAAUUCCCCUGAAAUAUUGUUUAAAAUAAUUUUGACCUGACCCUUUGUUUGAUACUUUGGUGCCCCCAACAUAUCUCCGCCACUGGUUGUAGUCCACAGUAGAGAAAAGUCGCCGAUGAGCCCAAUGGAUCGGGGAACAGCAGAGGAAGCGCUAGUCCUUCUUCGUAGAAGACUAUGUGAUGCCAAUUUCAUCUUCUCCCUCUUCUCCGAUUCUCCCGAUAGCAACUACAGCAAGUUGAAAUUUAUCGUAUCAAGUUCGGUAACUGAGGCCUGUAACAAUUCGAUUCUGCUUCUGGGUCCUCGAGGAUGCGGCAAAAUUGCGGUGUUGGAUCUUGUUCUAGAGGAUUUGCUGAAAGAAUAUCCUGAAAUGAUCUCAGUGAUUAAACUAAAUGGGCUUUUGCACUGUGAUGAUAAUUGUGCUCUAAAGGAAAUUGCUAGACAAUUAUGUAUUGAGCAUGAACUGAUGUUUUCCAAAAUGGCAUCAUUUGAUGAUAAUUCUCAGUUCAUGAUUGCCAUGUUGAGAGAAUGUGGAUUAGCUCACAAGACAGUGAUCUUCAUAUUGGAUGAGUUUGACCUAUUUGCUCAGGGUAAGCAAAGAUUACUCUAUAGCUUGUUAGAUGCAAUGCAGUCUGUAACUUCUCAAGCUGUUGUCAUUGGUGUGAGUUGUAGAUUGGAUGCUGAUCAGUUAUUGGAAAAAAGAGUAAGAUCUCGAUUCUCACAUCGGAAACUACUGUUUCAUCCUCCCCCAAAGGAUGAUUUACAGAGACUGCUCAAACACAUUCUACUAUUGCCAACAGAUUCAAGCCUUCCUCAUGACUACAUAACAGAGUUUAAUUCAAAAAUUUCAAACAUAUUAGCAGAUAAGAGAUUCAUGGAAGUCAUUGAUAAGUUGUCAGAUUCCGAUUCCACCUUCAGUAAUUUCAUCAGAUUUCUGUUUUCAGCUGUAAGUUUGAUGGAUUUGAAAUCUGGUUUCAUGACACUCGACAACUUCAAAUCUGCACUUUCAAGCAUCCAACGACAGCCAAAGUUGGAUUGCUUAAAAGAUUGCUCAAUUCUGGAAUUUUAUUUAAUGGUUUGCAUGAGGAGGUUGGAAACCAAAGGACAGGAGCUGUAUAACUUCAAUUCUGUAAUGAAUGAAUACAAAAGUGUACAUGAUUCCUACCAGUUACAGACACAUGAUUACCAUUCACGUAGUGUAUGCUUAAGGGCUUUUGAGCACCUUGUUGAUCGACAGUUAAUCGAGUUUGCAGAUAGAGGACACAAUCAGACUAUCGAGUUUCGUGCAGUGAAGCUUUUAAUUUCCUCCUUUGAACUUCAUCAAGGAUUGAAAUCAAAUCGCUUGUUACCAGUAAUCCUUCAGAAACUAAUGGAAUCAAAAAACUAAAGAUUGGAAUGACUUGAUGAAAUGGAAGACAUCAAAUUACCUUUUUUUAACACAUGUUUAUGCCUUUGACUUCUAUUGUUGUAUAAACUGGAAUGGUGGUUUCCCUUGCAGCUUGCUAAGAUUGGUAUGUAGGAGUGAUUGAAACUAUUACACUUGGUUUGGCUUGGCUUGGCUACUGUUUUGGAAUUGUACAAGUGAAUGUUCAUUUUAUUUAUUGAAAUGGAAUGAAAAUUACAUUAUAACUCA